AUGGCAUCGUUCGCUGCAGCCAAUCUGAGCGCCACGCUAUUUACCCUGCCCGGCUUUCCAGGCCUAGAAGAGAUGCACCAGUGGAUCGGCAUCCUCAUCUUUUCCUCCUACCUGGUUGCCACCCUGGGCAACUGCACCAUUCUGUACGUCAUCUGGACUGAGCCCGGUCUGCACCAGCCCAUGUAUGUAUUACUUCCACAGCCAUGCUUUGGCCACCACCACGACCUAGGGCUCUGCCCUCCCACCACCAUGCCCACCGUCAUGGGAGUCCUCUGGUUCCAGCUGAGGGACAUUAGCAAAGGCCCCUGCAUCGCUCAGCUGUUCAUCGUCCACUCCUUCUCCUUCAUGGAGUCAGCCGUGCUCUUUGCCAUGGCGCUGGACCGCUUCCUGGCCAUCUGCUAUCCUCUGAGGUACACAGUUCUCCUGACCACGAGCAGAGUUCUCAGAAUUGGCCUGGUCCUCCUCCUGAGAAGCACCACGCUGCUCGUGGCCCCCAUGCUGUUUCUUCUGCACUUCCCUUAUUGUCCGGGUGCGACCCUUUCUCACUCCUACUGUCUCCACCAGGAUGUGAUCCGACUGGCGUGCACGAACACAGCCUUCAACACGUUCUACGGCCUCAUUGUCAUUGUUCUCACUCUGGGCUCUGAUCUCCUCUUCAUCCUCAUCUCCUACAGUCUGAUUCUGAAGACAGUUCUGGGCAUGACCUCUGGGAAGGAAGGCUACCACAAGGCCCUGGGCACCUGUGUCUCCGCGUCUGCGCCCGUCCCUGGUCUUCUAGUUCAGUUACUUGGGCUGUCCAUUGUGCACCGGUUUGGCCAACAUGCCCCUCCCCUUCUCCACGUCAUCAUGGGCAACUUCUACAUUCUUCUCCCACCCCUGAUGAACCCCAUCAUUUACAGCAUCAAAACUAAGCAAAUCUACAGCAAAAUACUGAGAUUAGUUUCGCUCAAGAGAGUCUGA
Molecule: messenger RNA, 960 nt
Organism: Sphaerodactylus townsendi
Lineage: Eukaryota; Metazoa; Chordata; Lepidosauria; Squamata; Sphaerodactylidae
Product: olfactory receptor 51L1-like
Biological process (GO): G protein-coupled receptor signaling pathway
Cellular component (GO): membrane
Molecular function (GO): G protein-coupled receptor activity; olfactory receptor activity
Source: RefSeq, a predicted model, not a curated record